Sorex fumeus (smoky shrew) is the source of this 1794-nucleotide messenger RNA. It is a transcript of the gene SAMD13, whose product is annotated as sterile alpha motif domain containing 13. Gene Ontology annotation, molecular function: protein binding. The transcript is spliced from 5 exons. The coding region runs from base 1 to 801 and encodes 266 amino acids. The record is from RefSeq and is a predicted model, not a curated record. NCBI's taxonomy places the organism in Eukaryota, Metazoa, Chordata, Mammalia, Eulipotyphla, Soricidae.
AUGCCCCGCGCCCGCCCCACCGCCAGAUCGGCGCGGGGGGAGCCGAGUGUUCGGCUGGUGCUGCAGGAGCCCUGGGGACUGGCCCUGUCCUCCCACCUCUCCUGGCUGGAAAGGAAACGAAGAAGAGCUCACAUAAAAGCAGUCCAGCCUUCCCCCCGUUUCUGCUGCAGCGUCCGGUGCCCCUGCAGCUUGUUGCACCCACGAGCGUGGAAUCUUGUCCACCCGGAGUGGAACUGUAAUCCCCAAAACAAACUCAAAGUGGAACGGAUUCUUCCAGCGAGUCUUAGCCAAGAACUUUUUCUCCUUCCAGCUGCGGGUGCAGGAAGCAACUCGGGGUUCCUCCCCGCCCGCGCCCGCGCGCCCCCUGCAGGCCGUGCCCCUUCCCGGCGUCCUGGGGCUUCUUGGAGCCGGCCCUGCCCUCGGGAGGCUUCUCCAAACUUCAGCAUCCCAGCUGGUCCAGUUGCUGAAGUAAAGGAACUGUGCAGCGUUCCCAUGCUAUCUGUUGACAUGGAAAACAAGGAAAAUGGCUCUGUCGGUGUAAAAAAUUCCAUGGAGAAUGGGAGACCACCUGAUCCUGCAGACUGGGCCGUGAUCGAUGUCGUCAAUUAUUUCCGAACAGUGGGAUUUGAGGAGCAAGCUAGUGCUUUCGAGGAACAGGAAAUUGAUGGAAAAUCCCUGCUGCUGAUGACAAGAAAUGAUGUGUUGACAGGACUUCAGUUAAAAUUGGGGCCUGCUCUGAAAAUCUAUGAAUACCAUGUAAAACCUCUGCAGACAAAACACUUAAAGAACAACUCUUCAUAGUCCAGUCAAAUUGGGAUCUUAGAUCUCAAAAUAUACAUGAUAAUAUAAUUUAGUUUCAUGUGCUGAAACUUUGUAAAUAGAAUGAAUACAUACAUGUCUAUAUGUAAAGAAUUUCAAUCAAAUGAAACGUUAUCCUAUUGGAUAGACUAGGCAAUUCGUCGUUUGACCUGAAUUCAGCUAGUAGGAGCAAGGGCCAUGUAUGGACAGGAUGCUUUUCCUUGAGUUUGUCACAUAGAAUUGUCUUUGGCAUAACCACCCCUCCCCAGAAAGGUUUUGAAAUCAUCAGUGCUUUCUUCGUAGAUUGUUUCCCAUGAUCCUUAAAAGAGAAUUCACUGAGAUGAUCAUCUUUCUGUUACAGAAAGAGAAAGCCUGAAAAAAAAUCAGUGGGGAGGAGGAUAAAAAGAAAGGGUGUUGUUGGAAUGUCUUUGCUCCUUGGUGCUUGUAUUAUUGGGAUGGAAUUGCCGACACCCUUUUUAAUAGAGGGUCCUCCACUUGACCUUAUUAAGGUUUCACUGGGAUAUGCUGCAAUGUUUGGAAGGAGUGUGCAUCAUGACCCCUUCAUGAGCAAAACUAUAGCUCUAAAAAAAGAUAUUGUAUAUUGGGGAUAUCCAUCCAUAUUCAGCCACCUUUCACUUGGAGUAAUGGUAUUUUCUGCAUAGAGUUGCUUUGAAAUUGGAUCUUUGUUUCUGAAGAAAGUAUUUCUUCACCUUAUGGUUUGUAUUUAUAAUCAUUUGAUUCUGAAGAAAUUUGUCAAGUUAACAGAUCAAAAAUCUUCUUAAUAGUACAGAAUAUUUUUAUACAUAUAUUCCUUCAUGAUGUGUAAUAUUUUUUUAAUUACCCUGAUGCUUUGUUUGAUUUUUGGUUUGAGUACUUGAUUUCAAGAACUUGGUAAGGUGGGCUUGCUACAUCUCUGUUCAAAGAGACAUUUGUUUGACCCUCAUGUGUUUCAAUGCCUUGUUGAAUUGGUGCUUUGUGGUCUCAAUAAAGCAUUGC